UGAUGAUGACGCGGGCGGCGAUUUGGGGUUGAAAGAGAUGACUGUGACACAGCCGACGCUCUCGCGCCUCGGGGAGGUGGGCCUCACCGUCAGCCCAAAGCUGUCGCCGCGCCUCGCCGACACUUCAAUCCGGCUUGAGCACGCGCUCACAAAGGACGUGCUCAACCGAAAGCUCUCCGAGCGCCCGUCACUGCGGGACCUCGUCGACGCGGGGGUGAUGAAGCCAACUUCGCUCUCCGUCUCGCCGUGUCUGGCGGGGCCGGCCGAGAAGCUCGAGCUUAGCCUCCGGCACGACCGGCUCGGUCGCAAACUUGGGCGGCGGCCUUCUCGCGAGCUCGUCACCGAGGCGCACAUUCUCCGGACUGCAAGCCACCUGGAUCCCUCGCUGGCACCCGCGGCCGACGCUCUGCAGCAGCAGCGCAAGCGCGAUGCCGCCUCCGACCGCCUCCGCUCGUGCGGCAUCUCGACCGCGAUCAUGGUCUGACGGACAGCGGCGGCAGAAAUGCAGCGGCUAGCUGCACUGUCAACUGCGCCAACGGGACACGCCCCGCCAGAACUCUCAGAGCGUGAUCAUGGUGACGGACGGAACUUACCAGGAGCGGACGCGGCGUGGCUCUAGGAAGCCGCUACCAGCAUGUCCUGUGAUCACCUGUACAUGCACACCCGCUCCGCCGUCUGUUGAUCACAUGCAUGUGCACCCGCGUACAACAUACAUGGCCAUACACACUCACAUGGACAUGGAGCAUGCAGAGGAACAGUAGAGCCCUGUGUCUUGACAUGGUGUGAGAGUGCGCGCUAGGAGUCGUGACACACGCGCGACGCGGAGGUGCAGGUGGCCCCCGGGGGGUGCAGUGUGCACGUGUGUGCAGUGUCCGCCCCCACACGCCGCGCGAAGAAGACGAAGAGAGAGAUCGAGAGUGGGCUCUUCUAUCUCUCGUACUUCUCUCUUGUUGCAUGUACAUGUAGU
This is a messenger RNA of Emiliania huxleyi CCMP1516, 967 nucleotides long. RefSeq lists its product as hypothetical. The coding region runs from base 38 to 484 and encodes 148 amino acids. The transcript has a single exon. NCBI's taxonomy places the organism in Eukaryota, Haptophyta, Isochrysidales, Noelaerhabdaceae. The record is from RefSeq and is a predicted model, not a curated record.